AUGCCUCAACUCCUGGGAAAAGAAGUCGGGCCCAUUGGCUUUGGGCUGAUGGGAUUCACUUGGCGUCCGCAGCCAUGCUCCCAGGAGCAGGCGUUCGCGGCCAUGCGCGCGGCGCUGAAGAACGGCAUGAACUUCUGGAACGGGGGCGAGUUCUACGGCACGCCCGAGUACAACUCGCUGCACCUGCUCGAGCGCUACUUUGAGAAGUACCCCGAGGACGCCGACAAGGUGGUGCUCUCCAUCAAGGGCGGCGUGGACACUAAGAUCAUGCCGGAUGGCUCCCCCGAGAACAUCCGCAGGUCCGUCGACAACUGCCUCAAGCUCCUGAAGGGCCGCAAGAAGCUCGAUAUCUUUGAGUGCGCGCGCCGGGACCCCAAAACACCCUUGGAGGUGACGUUUGGCAUCCUCGAGAAGGAAUAUGUCCAGACCGGAAAGAUUGGCGGCAUCUCGUUGUCUGAAGUCAAGGCCUCGACUGUGCACGAAGCUGCGAAGAUCACGAAGAUUGUCGCAUGUGAGGUUGAGUUGUCUUUAUGGUCUACCCAUAUCUUGGAGAAUGGUGUCGCAGAAGCGUGCGCACAGUACGACAUCCCUAUCGUGGCAUACUCGCCUUUGGGCAGAGGCGUCCUCACAGGACAGAUCAAGUCAUUGGACGAUCUCCCUGCUGAUGAUAUGCUACGUCACUACCCGCGCUUUCAGCCAGACGUAUUCCCGAUCAAUCUCGAGGUUGUCAAGCAUGUGGAAUCGAUCGCGCAGAAGAAAGGCUGCAAGCCGUCACAAUUGGCUAUCAACUGGACGAGAGCCGUUGCUAAGAAACAUGGCGCUUCCGUUAUCCCCAUUCCAGGAGCCACUACUGCCGAGAGAGUUGACGAGAACGCCAAAGUUGUCGAGCUUACCGAUGAGGAGUUGGCAGAGUUGGAUGCUAUCCUGAGCAAGUUUGAGAUUCAAGGCUCUCGAUAUCCGGACUAUGUACCCGUGGAUGGUUGA
Neoarthrinium moseri is the source of this 984-nucleotide messenger RNA. RefSeq lists its product as uncharacterized. NCBI's taxonomy places the organism in Eukaryota, Fungi, Ascomycota, Sordariomycetes, Amphisphaeriales, Apiosporaceae. The transcript has 3 exons. The coding region runs from base 1 to 984 and encodes 327 amino acids. Gene Ontology annotation, cellular component: cytoplasm. The record is from RefSeq and is a predicted model, not a curated record.